Messenger RNA from Uranotaenia lowii, 2047 nucleotides. RefSeq names its product protein eiger (gene egr). The record is from RefSeq and is a predicted model, not a curated record. NCBI's taxonomy places the organism in Eukaryota, Metazoa, Arthropoda, Insecta, Diptera, Culicidae. Gene Ontology annotation, molecular function: tumor necrosis factor receptor binding; receptor ligand activity. Gene Ontology annotation, cellular component: membrane. The transcript is spliced from 7 exons. The coding region runs from base 166 to 1767 and encodes 533 amino acids. Gene Ontology annotation, biological process: immune response.
ACGCGCUACAGUUACUUUGUGUGAUCAAACAAGGACUCUCUAGUGGAAUUUAUUUUGGCUGAUUUAAGUUUUGAAGGAUUAAUUAGUGUGAUUUAGUGAAACAAGUGAAAUUGUGGGGAGUGAAAUUUUCAACAAACCUUGUGAGACAUUUCUGCAGAUGCAAAAAUGACUGUUGAAGCGCUUAAGCCAUUUCUGAGUGCGAGUCCCAAUUCGGGACUUGUCAGUUUACCACCGGAAUGUUCCAAGAAAAAAUCCGUGAAGAACUUUGUGCUUAUCUGUGGUUCGGCAAUUUUGCUGGUGCUCACCGUUGCAGUUCUCGGAUUGGAGAUUUGGAACAUUAACCGGAUUGCCGAUUUGCAGCGGGAAGUUGACGGCUUGCGACAGCAGAUGCACGAACUCCGUCAGCUGAGACUGGAGGAAGGUAUCGAGGACUUCAACGACUUCGAACAGGCGUACGACACCAACGACAUCCACCGGCAUUCGGACGAAUACGAGGAAGAGGAAGAAGAGCUGGACGCUGACGUAGAGGAGGAAGAAGAGGGCAGCACCGUAUUCGGGGAACCGGACUUCAAUGUCGACGACAUGGAGACGGAAAUCAGCGUCACGGCAUCGGCAACCAACUCGAUGCUGUCCUCCUCCUCGAUCGAUGGCAAACGGCGAGCUCGGUCGAUAACCGGAAUCACCUAUCAGGGCGUUCCCAUUAUGGAGGAAUCCUACAUGAGUCGAAAUCGAACCCGGCAUCAUCAGCAGCUGGACCAGCAACAGCAGGAGUUGGCCCGGCAUCAGCCCUAUCACCAUCCCAGGCGUGCUCAGUUCCAGCAGAUGCGCCAGAGGCCGGAAGAAACUGCCUCGGCACCCCCGCAACUGAAACUCAAGUGGGAUGAUGAUGGCAGGGAAAUUCCUACACAUCACCAGCAACAAUUGGACAACAACGAUGCCGGCCGAAAUUCCGCGCGAAGGCAUCAUCAAACCGUCCAUCAUCGAGCAACAACUACCGAAUCGAGCGGCCACCAGCAGCAUCAGCACCAGUCCGUCCCAUCUCCCUCGGCCAUUCCGUCCUACGUGCGGAGGAAUGAAUUUGCCAGAAGCUCCGGAAAACUCAUGGAAACGACCAGACCGAAUCAGGUUGGCCCGGAUUACACGACCAAAUCCCCGGGACCGACCCACGAUCGCCGCAGCCGGGUCAUGCUGACCAAUGCCGGUGAAAAUAAGUACCAGAAAGUUAUCAAGAAUCCGGGAACGUACAUGGAAUCCCGGCAACCACCGGUACAGCGCGUGGGCCGUCUGGUGCGCAAAUCGGCUGCCCUACCCCGGGUCACGGCGCUGCAUCUGGCCAAGUACCAUCAUCACUACCCAAACAACGUGAGGGCCACCAACCAUGCCACCUGGCACUGGCACCCGGUCGAUACGGCCAACAUGGAAGCGCUGCGAUCCGGCGUCUUCAAGCUAACCCACAACGGAUCGCUCAUUGUCAAUGAUACCGGAUUGUUCUUCGUUUAUGCUCAGAUUACCUACAACGAUCAGAAUCCAACGAGUGGUUUCAACAUUUUGGUUAACGGAAAGAAGCACGUGUCCUGUUCGAUCCACGGCCCUCAGGGCAAGAAAACUAACGCAUGUUAUACGGCGGCACUGAUCGAUCUGGAAAAUGGAUCCACGCUUGAGAUCCGGGACAUGGACGAAAAUCGGAUCCAUCUGCCCUACCAGGAGAAAACCUUCUUCGGGUUGUACAAACUCGGUAGAAGACCGGUGGUCGCGAGUAAUACUUAAGAAGAGAAUUUAUGGACAAUCUUUUGAGCUAUCAAAAACAAGUAUAAAAAAUCACAGUAAUUAUUUGUACAUAGAUUCUAGCGACUAAGUGAUUACAGAAAAAAAACCAAUGGCUUGUCUUGUCCUGUUAUUUAUAUUAUUAUUUUUAACCUAAUUGAAAACAAGAGUAGGAUGUACUGAAUGUGUUAUGAAGUCCCUGUUGUCGUGAUAUAUAUUUAUACGAGUGAAAAGUGAACAUUGAACCGAAUAAAAGUCAUUUUAAUUGUUCCCUUUCUAUAAA